GUUUAAAGUCACCUCAGCUCCCUGCGCCUGUUUCCUUCUGGAAGACUUCUGAGCAACCGUCUUAACGAAAAGGAAUAAGGCGCCUGUCCCUUUAAAUGGGGGCGUGGUUGGAAUCGCCGGGGGAGGAGCCGGGAGAAGAGGCGGAAGAGAAAGCGGAAGCCUCUCGGCGGCCGCUGCGCAUGCGUGCUCCGGGGGGGCGGGGUUCCUUGGCCGGUGACCGGUGAGAGCUCAGAUCCCAAGAGAGAAAGCCGCCCCAUCUGGCCCUGCCUGAAUGCCCUGAUUGGGAGCCACGAUGGCGAGUGAAGUCGAUCCCGAGAGUGAGGAGGCAGCCCCCUCGCCCCGCGGAGGCCUCGGGGAAGGCCUGGCCCAGGCCCUGGAGGCUUCCCUGCCCAGGCUCACCUGCAUAGACCUGGACAAGGACCUGGAGUUCAGAAAUGAGCUGAUCGAUGACAAGGAGUUUGAUAUUCCUCAGGUGGACACCCCGCCCACCCUCGAAAGCAUUCUCAAUGAGACCGAUGAUGAAGACGAAUCCUUUGUUCUUGAGGAUCCAACGCUGUUAAAUAUCGACACCUUUGACACGCACUCCUACGACACGUCGUCGGUGGCAAGCUCCGACAGCGGUGAUCGAACCAAUCUGAAGAGGAAGAAGAAGCUUCUUGAUUCUUUUUCUCUCCAUGGCUCAGUCAUGCGGCAUUCGCUUCUGAAGGGGAUCUCUGCCCAGAUCGUCUCGGCAGCUGACAAAGUUGAUGCCGGCUUGCCUACUGCAAUAGCUGUAUCCAGUCUGAUCGCAGUGGGGACUUCUCAUGGAUUGGCCUUAAUCUUCGGAAAAGAUCAGAAUCAAGCCCUGCGCCUCUGCUUGGGCAGCACCAGCGUCGGGGGACAGUACGGGGCCAUCUCUGCCCUCAGCAUCAACCACGACUGCUCCAGACUUCUCUGCGGCUUUGCCAAAGGCCAGAUGACCAUGUGGGACUUGGCCAGCGGGAAGCUUUUGAGAUCAAUAACAGAUGCUCACCCCCCAGGAACAGCAAUUCUGCACAUUAAGUUCACAGAUGACCCAACUCUGGCCAUUUGCAACGACAGCGGCGGUUCUGUGUUUGAGCUGACAUUUAAGCGGGUGAUGGGAGUGAGGACGUGUGAAUCCCGGUGUCUGUUCAGCGGGUCCAAGGGGGAAGUUUGCUGCAUCGAGCCUCUGCACUCCAAGGCCGAGCUGAAGGAUCACCCCAUAACCCAGUUCUCCUUGCUGGCCAUGGCGUCCCUAACUAAAAUAUUGGUCAUUGGACUGAAGCCAUCUCUGAAAGUGUGGAUGACUUUCCCCUAUGGACGGAUGGAUCCUUCCAGCGUCCCGCUGCUGGCCUGGCAUUUUGUGGCCGCCAAUAACUACGUGAACCCCACGCUGGCCUUUUGCCGAGGGGACGUCGUUCACUUCCUGUUGGUGAAGCGGGAUGAGUCGGGCGCCAUACACGUCACCAAGCAAAAGCACCUGCACCUCUACUAUGACCUCAUUAACUUCACUUGGAUCAAUUCCCGGACGAUCGUGCUCCUGGACAGUGUGGAGAAGCUGCAUGUGAUCGACCGGCUGACGCAGGAGGAGCUGGAGACGGUAGAAAUCUCCGAGGUGCAGCUGGUCUACAACAGUAGCCACUUCAAGUCUCUGGCCACGGGUGGCAACGUCAGCCAGGCCCUGGCUCUGGUUGGAGAGAAAGCCUGUUACCAGUCCAUCAGCAGUUAUGGUGGCCAGAUCUUUUAUUUGGGGACAAAAUCUGUUUAUGUGAUGACGUUGAGGAGCUGGAGAGAGAGAGUGGACCAUCUCCUGAAACAAGAGUGUCUGCCGGAGGCCUUGGCUCUCGCGUGGUCCUUCCACGAAGGGAAGGCCAAAGCUGUCGUUGGCUUGUCUGGGGACGCCAGCAAGCGGAAGGCCGUCGUUGCCGAUCGGAUGGUUGAAAUCCUCUUCCACUGUACGGACCGAGCUUUGAAAAAAUGCCCGGACCAGGGCAAGAUCCAGGUGAUGGAGCAGCAUUUUCAGGACACGGUGCCCGUGGUUGUUGAUUACUGCCUUCGGCUGCAGCGCAGGGAUCUCCUGUUUAGCCAAAUGUACGACAAGUUCAGUGAGAAUUCGGUGGCCAAAGGAGUCUUCCUGGAGUGCCUGGAGCCGUACAUUCUGAGUGACCAGCUGGUGGGGAUCACCGCCCAGGUGAUGAAGGAUCUGCUCAUUCACUUCCAAGAUAAAAAGCUGAUGGAGAAUGUGGAGGCACUGAUCGUGCACAUGGACAUCACCAGCCUGGACAUCCAGCAGGUGGUUCUCAUGUGCUGGGAGAACCAUCUCUACGACGCCAUGAUCUACGUCUACAACAGCGGCAUGAACGAGUUCAUCAGCCCCAUGGAGAAACUUUUCAAGGUCAUUGCUCCUCCUCUGAGCGCAGGGAAGUCCCUGACAGAUGAGCAGGUUAUCAUGGGCAACAAGCUUCUUGUGUACAUCAGCUGCUGCUUGGCGGGCCGGGCUUACCCCCUGGGGGAUAUCCCUGAAGACCUGGUGCCCUUGGUUAAAAACCAGGUCUUCGAGUUUCUGAUCCGCCUGCAUUCUGCGGAAGCCUCCUCGGAGGAGGAGAUCUACCCCUACAUCUGCACCCUGCUUCACUUCGACACCAGGGAGUUCCUGAACGUCCUGGCUCUGACUUUUGAAGAUUUUAAAAAUGACAAGCAGGCUCUGGAAUACCAGCAGCGGAUCGUGGACAUCUUGCUGAAGGUCAUGGUGGAAAAUUCCGACUUUACUCCUUCCCAAGUCGGGUGCCUCUUCACCUUCCUGGCCCGGCAGCUCGCCAAGCCCGACAACACGCUCUUCGUGAACAGGACGCUUUUUGACCAGGUGCUCGAGUUCCUCUGCAGCCCCGAUGAUGACUCCCGACACUCGGAGAGGCAGCAGGUCCUCCUCGAGUUGCUCCAGGCCGGAGGGAUUGUGCAGUUUGAGGAGAGCCGGCUCAUCCGGAUGGCCGAGAGAGCCGAGUUCUACCAAAUUUGUGAGUUUAUGUAUGAACGAGAGCACCAGUACGACAAGAUCAUCGACUGCUACCUCCGGGACCCCCUGAGAGAGGAAGAGGUGUUCAACUACGUCCACAACAUCCUGUCCAUUCCCGGGCACAGCCCCGAGGAGAAGCAGUCCGUGGGGCAAAAGGCCAUGCAGCACAUUGAGGAGCUCGUGUCUCUGAACCCCUGCAAAGCAGCAGAGCUGGUGGCCACCCAUUUCUCCGGGCAAGUUGAGGCGGUCAUCCAGAAACUUCAGAACCCGUUUCUGCUCUUCCAGUUUCUGAGGAGCCUUCUUGACCCAAGGGAAGGAGUUUCCGUUAACCAAGAGUCUCUGCACGCGUCCCCUUGCAUCACGGAGCAGUUCAUUGAGCUGCUGUGUCAGUAUAACCCUCACCAAGUGAUUGACACUCUGCAAGUCCUAGAGUCCUACCGGCUGGAAGAGACCAUCCAGAUUACCCAGAAGUACCAGCUUCUUGAAGUAUGUGCCUACCUCUUAGAGAAGAAAGGAGAUGUUCAUGGUGCUUUCUUAAUAAUGCUCGAGAGACUACAAAGCAAGCUCCAGCAGUUUACAAAGGAAAGUGAAAACUCGAGAGAGAGCUCUUCCCUCAAGGCCGUGGAAGAGAUCUUGGUGGAGACCAUCGCCCUCUGCCAGAGGAAUUCACAGAGUCUGAACCAGCCCCAGCGAGAGGCGCUCUGGUUUCCCCUCUUGGAGGCAAUGAUGGCCCCUCAGAAGCUGUCCAGCUCCUGCGCUCCCCCUCGCCUGGCAGAACCCUUGAAGUCUCUAACCAUGCAGGUGCUGAACAGCAUGGCAGCCUUCAUCGCUCUGCCGUCCAUCUUGCAGCGAAUCCUGCAGGAUCCAGUUUAUGGAAGAGGAAAACUUGGCGAGAUCCAAGGACUGAUCCUGGGAAUGCUGGACACCUUUAACUACGAACAAACUCUCCUGGAGACCACCACCAGCCUCCUCAACCACGACCUGCACUGGUCCCUCUGUAACCUGCGGGCAUCGGUCACCAGGGGGCUGAACCCAAAGCAGGAUUACUGCUGCAUCUGCCUGCAGCAGUACCGGCGGCGCCAGGAGGUGGCCGACGACAUCGUCGUCUUCAGCUGCGGCCAUCUCUACCACUCCUUGUGCCUGCUGAACAAAGAGUGUGCCGUGGGCACGGGGAACCAGGCCCGCUGGACGUGCUACAGAUGCAAUUCAAGCAACAAGGCAGGGAAGCUCAGCGAAAAGGCAUCUGAAGUGAAGAAGGGGCAGCUUGCCCAGGCCCAGGUGAAAAUGUCUCCUUCCUGUCCAUCGCCCCGAGGAGAUGCUGCUGCGAAGAAGGCCCCGUCAGAACUGGGUCUGGACCCCCAGCAGAUCCAGGCUUUCGACCAGCUCUGCCGCCUUUACCGGGGAACCUCCAGGCUGGCGCUGCUGACCGAGCUGUCCCAGAACCAGAGCGGGGAGAGUCGCCGGCUGCUGGGGGGCUCCAAGAGCAGCCCCGCCCUCAACAGCAUCUUCCAGAACGAGAACUUCCAGCUGCACCUGAGCCCUCCCCCCCUGAGCGAGGACUGAGGGCGCCGGUUCUGGCCGGCCCCGGACCCCCGGGCCCUCGGGCCGCCCUCCCCUCCCGCCCCAGGGUCCCUCCCCCCCCCACGCGUCUCCCUCCAGAGGCGCAUAAGGAGCCCGGCUCCUCCUCAGCUCGUUCUCCUUGGAGGGCCCCGGUGCUCUCCAGCCCCCAGGCCAGGGGGGAACACCGGGGGACCCCGCCGGGUAGAGCCCCCCUGCCCGGAGAGGGACCGCCAGCAAGAAGCAAAGCAGCCCGUCUCCCGGGCAAAGGGCAGUGCAGAGGGGGGCAGCUGGGCAGCCUGCCAGGGUCAGAGGCCUCCCACUGGCCCUGCCCGGCCCAAUAAACGUCCUUGCCCUCGGGCAGCCCCGGCGUGCGUGUGUGCGGGGACGGGACUGGGAGCGGCGCUUCGGGAGGGAGAGACCCUCGCUGAUCCCCGCCAGGCAGAGGGGGGGAGGCGGCACCUGCCCUCCCCCAGGGGCUCCCUUGUCAUCCCCGGACCCCGCGGCACCGAGUCAGCCCGUCAUGGCGGGGCCAGUGGAGAGUGCGGGAUGGGGGAGGGGGGCUGGCAGGGACCCCCGGGUCUCCAGCUUCUCCCUCUCUUUGUAGCAGGAGCCCCUCCCUCCCGCCGGGGGUAGAGGUGAGAAGGCAGUCCUGUGUCCAGUGUAGAGGAAGGAAAGAAGUGUGGGGGGAGGGGGGAUCCCCCAAAAGGGGCGGGUCAUCGGAGGGGGCCGGACUCGGCAGCUUGGAAGGGGCCGGUGGCCAAUGAGAGGGUGAGCGGCUGGGAGGGAACCUCUGGCGGAGGCGGCCCCAUCCCCCGGAGCCCUGACCUGGCGAAGGGAAAAUCUGGGCAGCGUCUGGGGGCCUCUGUCCGCCCCUGCCCGGUGCUCUCCCGACCUCCAGCCCGCCCCUCCUCUCCGCCCGCCCCCACGAGCCCUGCCUUUCUUCCCCGGCCCCACUCUUUUCCCUCCGAACUGGGACGGAGCCGCCCCCGCUGCCGGGACUGGUGAACCUUGGUUAGGAAGAGGCGCCUUGGGGCGGUUCGUGCGCUCUGCUCCGUUCCGGGUCAUACAUAAGCCCUCACGCCCCCCACACACCUGGGGCUCGGAGCGCCGACACCCUCGAUGACCCAGGGCUCUGCCCAGGACCCCGGAGGGGCGGGACACGCGCCCGCCGCCCGGAAAUACAAUCGCAAGCUCCUUGUAUGACACACGAAACGGCCUGGUCAGGGUGACCCUGUGGCUCUCCAGGCCCGGAUGUAGCCGGUCCAGUUCUGCCCGCACAGGGCCUGGCCAUUCCCCGCUGCCGCCCCCAGCCCAGCCACCAUCUUGUGGAGCCCGAGGCCGAGGGGGCCGGGGCUGGGCAGGGCACGGGAGGCACCGGUGCCGGAGCAACACCGUGGUACCAAAGCCUUCGGGAGGCGGCGACCCAGGCCCGGCCAGGACGGCACAGCUGCUCUUCCUCAGAGCCGGUCCUGAAAACUGCCCCACAGUCCCGCCUUCCUGCUGACUCAGGGCAAACCGUGUCUCCCCUCCGUUAGACCGGAGUGGGCGCUCCCACCGUGGAAGCAGGACGUCCCCCAGGAAAACCCGUGCCAAAGGCCUCAGGGGACUGACCGGGGAAUUACCCAGUGUCGGUCAUCGCUAUCCCGCCAUCUGUCCAUCCAGGCCCGUGAUCAUCCCCAUCCCACUCUCCCCUCCCCCAGGCCUCGGGGACAUAGAGCCAUUGUUCAGCUAAAUCCUCAGGCCCAGCUGCAACUGAGCCCGGGCCGCAGGCUCAUGGAAGCUUCUGGGCCUUUCUGGAACAGCGGGGACCCCCCCCAUCCCACGUGGAUCCCCGUGUCCGGGAAGUGGGCGCCCUCGGGAUCCCGCAGGCCGCUGUUCCUGGCUGGCUUCUCAAAACUCAGCCCCCCCCCAGAACUCGCGCCCGGGCUCUUGGCUCACGUGCCCGCGUGGUUCGGAGCCGCUUCACCGAGCGUUUCCCACUGUGUAAGCGCGACCCCCGCGUGCCCAAGGGAUGGGAAUCAGGAGAAGGCGCUUCCGGUCCGGGAGCGCGUCUGCCUGGGAAGGGCAGGGGACGCCUUCAGCCGGACUAAGACGGUUUCUUUCUCCCUUAAUAGUGUCUUAUUUUUCUAAUCCAGUAAAGGCCCUUUGUCUCCCCCCGCCCCCCCAAGAGGACACGCAGUCAGACAGGGGUCACACAUACAAUGGUUCGUUUUGAACAUAUCCCACUGUAAGGCCCAUUUUCUUCCCCCCCCCAGGCAGUUGGGGUUCAGUGACUUGCCCAGGGUCACAGCCAGGACGGGUUAAGUGUCUGAGGCCGGAUUUGAACCCGGGCCCUCCUGACUCAGGGCUGGGGCUCUGUCCCCUAACACAAGACAUCCAUUUUCAAACACCAACGGAGGACUCUGCUCAGCCUGACUCUGCCUGUGGUUCCGAACCAGGCUAGCGUGGAGUCUCAAACUGGGCAGGUCCCUUAACACUCGGAGCCUCUUGGCAGAUCUGUAAGAUUUGUGUCACGGCUCCGGGCGGCAGCCUGGGGAAGACCGAGGGCCCCUUCUCACAUUAGUCCCGAUAAAUGUAUGAAAUGGACCUCAUCGGACUAGGGAGGCAGCCCAUGGUUCUGAAAUGCAGCUGUGACAAUGUGGCAGGUUCCGAGUUCAUGGACCCCUGAGAUCUGUCCGUGGACCCCCUUAGGGGAGGUCUGAACAUCCCAGGUUAAGAACAUCUGGCCUAAGACUGGUGUGCAACGAAGGUUGCUUGUAAUUAUUUUAAUUAGGUUGCAGAGACUAAACCCCACUUAAUUACAUGCCAGUCGCUCUGGGAAGGAGCCUUAAGACAUUUUCCACCAAGAGAGAAUUAGUGCCGAGAUUAUAUCUCUUGGAGUCUCUGAACAUCAAUCAGUAAACAUUUAUUAAACACCUACUGUAUGCAGGGCACUGUGCAAAGCACUGGGGAUAAAACAGUGCCUUUUGUCAAGGAGCUUGCAGCCUAAGUAAGGGAAGGACAAAGACAUAUAGAUAAAGCAAACUUUUCGGGCAAUAAUUAGCCUAGGGAAGCACUGCAAUGAAGAGGCAUUGGGGACCCGAUCCCAUCAGUCCUCUGCUCAGUGAACUAAAGUUCCCUAUUGACCCUAGAAUCAAAUAUAACUUUCUCUGUUUGGCGAUGGGUACCACCUCCCUUCCCAGCUUCAUUAUCCUCCUUUCUUAACACCCUAAUGAUGUGUUACUUUGGCUAAUAUUAAAACGAGUUUGCCUUUUGCAAAUGCAAGGGGAUUUGAGCUUGCUGGGAAGCCGCAGGGAGAUAUUUGGGGAUACGUUGGUGCCCCCAGAUCACCUGCAAUGGGAACAGUCACAGCAGAUGAUACUUUGGGAUCCAGGGUGAAUGUGUUCCAAGAAUUCCAAAUAGUAACGAGGUCGGGAAAUGGACUAACUCAGGACAGACAGCGCGAGUCAGAUCAGUCAAGAACCAAUUAUUGUCAAGUGUGGACCUUGUGCCGAGCGCUGUGAACGCAGGUGAGAUGAAACAGCUUUGGAACUCAAGGAGCCAGCAUUUUGUCCCUGGGAAAUACACAGAAAAAAACGCAAAAUCGCUGAAUGAAUGAAUACCGAACCAAACAAAAUUUCCAUCAGCCCCAUGUGAAAAAAGAAAGAAUGAGAAAGGAAGGAAGGAAAUGAGUAAAGAAAAAGAGGAAGAAAAAAGAAAAUCCCCAUGUGUCCUUCGUGCAUCUGUGAAGGUCCCCAGAAGAUGCUCAAAUGGUAUCUUUUCAUGAGAAGAAAUGAAUAACGCCCACAGUUCACUUUUGCCCAAAUCUGCCCCAGAAAAAGUGAAACUCUCUCUUUGAACAUUCCCAGCUCUUCUCCAUUUGCCUCCAAUCUCUUUCCGGAUUCUUCAACCUUGAUGCCCUUUGACCCAAACUGAGCUGCCUGCUGUUGCAUGUACAGGAUAGUCCAUCUCCAAUCUCCACGCCUUUGCCCGGGAUGUCUCCACUGCCUGGCGUCUCGUCUCUGCCAUUUGGAUCCUUUCUUUCUGUCAGAGCUCGGCUCCUGUAUUGAUUUUGUGUAUAUGUAUAUGCAUUAUCAUUAAACUGAAACUCUUUGAG
Molecule: messenger RNA, 8669 nt
Organism: Sarcophilus harrisii (Tasmanian devil)
Lineage: Eukaryota; Metazoa; Chordata; Mammalia; Dasyuromorphia; Dasyuridae
Gene: VPS8
Product: VPS8 subunit of CORVET complex
Exons: 48
Coding region: 293-4576 (1427 amino acids)
Biological process (GO): endosomal vesicle fusion; protein targeting to vacuole
Cellular component (GO): late endosome; early endosome; CORVET complex
Molecular function (GO): protein binding
Source: RefSeq, a predicted model, not a curated record